AUUCGCGUGCUCAUAGAACAACAGGUGUCGUCUGCCAUUGAUUAAAAUGAAAAACAAUGUUAUCAAAAAUUCACUUAUAAUUAAGUCAGUAGAAGUGUUGAUGAAAAUAUGGCAGACAUGACGCUUCAACAUUUGUCAAGUAGAAACCAAACUUUGAAUGGGAUAAAUACCACAGGAAUGAAAUUCAACACAGCCUACGAUAAUUUUUUCGACCCACUUGGACAGCUGAAGAAAAACGUUAUAGGUGGAAGCAAACCGAAAGUGGCGACACCAAUGGUUAUAGCCAGGAUUGAAAGGUACAAAAUGGAGCACCCAACAAUGUUUGCAUGGGAAAUAAAGGAAAAACUAUUAACAGAAGGAUUUUGUUCUCCACAUAACGUUCCCAGUGUUAGCUCGAUCAACAGAAUACUGCGUAACCGUGCAGCGGAGAAGGCAGCUUUUGAUUACAGAUUUCUGACUUUCCCUAGCUACCAAAUACCAUUUCAACAUCUGUGGAAUUCGUCAAUCAUUCCAAGGCCUGUGGUGAUAAAGCCCACAGCUACACUUCCCCGUUUAGCGCCAAAAGAGGAUUCAACAGACAAUACAGAGAAACUUAGAGUGCCUGUGUGUAACACAAGAAUGAGGAGAAACCGUACAACAUUUACUGCUCUACAACUUGAAGCGCUGGAAAAAGCAUUCGUACAAACCCAAUACCCCGGAGUUAAUACAAGAGAAGAGCUUGCCACUAAUACUGGGCUCUCUGAGGCAAGGGUACAAGUAUGGUUUUCAAACCGGAGAGCAAAACAAAGAAGGACUCAAAGACUUGGAUUUUUGCAGACUUCAUCUUUAGCCCUGAUUAACCGUUACUGUUCAAAUGCGGCAUGCAAAAUGAACCAUGCUAUUGAUGACAUAUCAUUAUCGCCAACGAUUAAUAAUAAGACAAUAAAAGAUGAUUUGAAAGAUACUGCGGAAAAUAACAAAAGAGAAAUAAGUGAUAACCAGGAUAAUGAUGAAAUAGACAGUGUUACAAAUGAAAUAGAUGAAGACUCGGAUGUUGAAGUUGAUGUUUAAACCAUAAUCAUAAUAUGUAACUUUUUUCAGCGCGUUACUUUAGUCUAUCAAACUCUUCAUCAACAGUUUUUUUGUAAAGUCCAAUACAAUAAAUAAAUAUUGUAUA
Mytilus trossulus (common blue mussel) is the source of this 1156-nucleotide messenger RNA. Its product is annotated as paired box protein 6 homolog. Gene Ontology annotation, biological process: regulation of transcription by RNA polymerase II; anatomical structure development. Gene Ontology annotation, molecular function: DNA-binding transcription factor activity, RNA polymerase II-specific; RNA polymerase II cis-regulatory region sequence-specific DNA binding. The transcript has 6 exons. The coding region runs from base 109 to 1050 and encodes 313 amino acids. The record is from RefSeq and is a predicted model, not a curated record. Lineage: Eukaryota; Metazoa; Mollusca; Bivalvia; Mytilida; Mytilidae.